This is a messenger RNA of Biomphalaria glabrata, 4973 nucleotides long. RefSeq names its product zinc finger protein 578-like. The record is from RefSeq and is a predicted model, not a curated record. The transcript has 5 exons. Gene Ontology annotation, cellular component: nucleus. Gene Ontology annotation, biological process: regulation of transcription by RNA polymerase II. Lineage: Eukaryota; Metazoa; Mollusca; Gastropoda; Planorbidae. Gene Ontology annotation, molecular function: RNA polymerase II cis-regulatory region sequence-specific DNA binding; DNA-binding transcription factor activity, RNA polymerase II-specific. Bases 1760 to 2734 code for a protein of 324 amino acids.
CUAGAGUCCUAGACUAGAUCUUUCUACAUCUUUUAUCAGUUUCUGAGUGUUUUUCCAUUACUGGCCAGGUGUCAAAGGUGUCACAAUCACAUUAAUUAGCUUUCAGGCUAAAAAUUAAAGAAUAAAGUGGAAGUCUCAAAACUCUGGGGUAUCAUAGUAUAGUAUCUAGAUCUAAUAAAUAUAAUUAAUACUAAUUAUUAAUACUAGACAGUAAUAUCUAUUUUAAAAUCUGUCUAUAUAUAGAGUAAACUGACAUCUAUUAAACAAGUAAAAGCUAAGUUGCCAACAUUUUUUAUGUUUGAAUUUGUGUAUCUCCAUAAAAAUUAGACCUAGGAAAAAACUGUUAGCCUAAGUUUUGUCUAAGACUAAGACCCUAUGGUAGAUAUAUGGAAUAAUAUGGUAAAUAUGGGACCCUUUGUCAGUGCUAUAUUAUAUAUUUCUUGUGGCCUAAUCUAUAAGCUGUAUGAGCUUGUAAAUUAUGUUUUAUGACUACGUGUUAAAUACGCUUGGUGUUGGUGACCUAAUUGGCACCUUGACCGAUGGAACCUGUCAAUUAAUAAUUUGCUCCUUCCCCUUUCCCCGCAAUAUUGUUCUCACUAUAGUGUUGGUGACCUUAUUGGCACCUUGACCGAUGGAACCUGUCAAUUAAUAAUUGGCUCCUUCCCCUUUCCCCGCAAUAUUGUUCUCACUAUAGUAACAAUGUUUUCAUACUGUGAUGAUGUGCCUGUAUGUUGCUUUUCUCAGUGAAAUGUUAAUUAAUUUAAUAUCUGCAAUGGCAGCAUUUAAUACUUCAAUAUCAUGCAGAAUACCUUGCUUAUGCCGAUGACAUUGCCUUAUUGGGUAAAGAAACCUCUGACAUCGCUAGAGCCUUCAUACAACUAGAAGAAGCAUCUCGACCAGCAGGACUUGAGGUCAAUGACAGUAAAACCAAGUACAUCACAAUGACAAGAGACAAUCAAACAGAGGGACAAAAUAUCAAAAUCAAAGACCACGAAUUUGAAAACGUCCAAACUUUCAAAUAUCUAGGAAGUACUAUUAAUUUCAAAAAUGACCUACUAACAGAAAUAAAGGAAAGAAUAGCAGCAGGCAACAGGGCAUUUUAUAGCACCCACCAUCUACUUAAGAGCAAAAUGAUUUCAAGUAAAACCAAGAAAAUAAUAUACAAAACUAUAAUAAGACCAGCAGCAAUGUAUGGAAGUGAGACCUGGACACUGACAAAGACAUCUGAAAAUUUACUUAACACUUGGGAAAGAAAAAUCCUUAGGAAAAUCUAUCGUGCCAUACAGGAUGAAACAGGGUGGAGGACACGCACUAACCAUGAGUUAUAUCAAUUAUAUGAAGACCCACCAAUAGUGAACGAAAUAAAAAAGAACAGACUACGUUGGGCAGGUCACCUUGAAAGAAUGUCAGACAACAGAGGGGCGAAAAUCGUAUACAGACAAAAACCAAAAGGCAGGCGACUCAAAGGCAGACCCUGAAUGCGAUGGAUAGAUGACGUGGAAGCAGAUCUGAAGCAGCUUGGGGCUAGGGCGUGGAGACGAAAGGCCCAGGAGAGAUCUGAAUGGAAGGAUGUGUUAAAGCAGGCCAGAGCCCUCCAUGAGCUGUAGCGCCACUGGGAUGGAUGGAUGAUCAUGCAGAAUCCAAAAUAUAGGCCUACAUCCAGCAUUUAAUCAAAUUGUGUUGACAUUUGAAGAACUAAGUUUAAUUCAAACUAGACAGACACAGACAUCUGAAGAACUGAUUCAAAGAAGAUUUAAAGAUGGAUGACAUAAAACAAGACUUUACCAGCGAUCUAAAAAAUGUCAUAAAAAUUGAGAUGUUAGAAUCAUCUAUUGACCCAGAGACACAGACAUCUGAAGACCAAAUUCUAAUAUCAUCCAUGAUGACAGACACAGAGCAAGACUUCACCAAUGAUCUCAAAAAUGUCAUGAAAAUAGAAAAGUUAGAAUCUUCCUUACAUUCAGAGACACUGGAAAUUACAUCCACUGGUCAAACUUUUGAAGAAUUUUUAGCUGAAGGAAAAGAAAGACAGAAACAAAUGGUGAAUUGGAAUGAAGAAAAUAUUUUAAUGCAAGACAUGCAUGCGAGAAACACUCCUAACAAAGAUUACUCUGCAGAGAACUCAAAAAGUGAAGCACACAACUGUUCUUAUAACAAUAGAAACCAGCAGCUGGUGUUUGCAGAAAAAAAAAAUGAUCAAUUUCAAAGAAGUAUAGAAAUAUUCUCUACUUUAUCAAAAAUAUGUAAUAAGAUUUAUUCAGGUAAAAAGUUAUUUAAAUGUAAAAUUUGUCAGAAAGAAUUCAAUCAUUCAUCUAAUUUAAAACGCCAUGAAAUAAUACAUACUGGUAAAAAGCCAUUUAAAUGCAAAAUUUGUCCGAAAGAAUUCGCUCAGCGAUCUAGUCUAAAAUACCAUGAGAAUAAUCAUUCUGGUAAAAAAAUAUUGAAAUUUAAAUGCAAAAUUUGUCAGAAAGAAUUCACUCAGUCAUCUAGUUUAAAACGCCAUGAAAUUAUACAUACUGAUAAAAAGCCAUUUAAAUGCAAAAUUUGUCAGAAAGAAUUCACUCAGCCAUCUGGUUUAAAAUUGCAUGAAGUUUUACAUUCUGGUAAAAAGCCAUUUAAAUGCAAAAUUUGUCAGAAAGAAUUCACUCAGCCAUCUAAUUUAAAACGCCAUGAAAUAAUACAUACUGUUAAAAAGCCAUUUAAAUGCAAAAUUUGUCAGAAAGAAUUUGCUUAGCGAUCUAGUCUAAAAUACCAUGAGAAUAAUCAUUCUGGUAAAAAAAUAUUGAAAUUUAAAUGCAAAAUUUGUCAGAAAGAAUUCACUCAGUCAUCUAGUUUAAACCGCCAUGAAAAAACACAUACUGGUAAAAAGCCAUUUAAAUGCAAAAUUUGUCAUAAAGAAUUCACUCAGUCAUCUAAUUUAAAAGGCCAUGAAAUUAUACAUACUGGUAAAAAGCUAUUUAAAUGCAAAAUUUGUCAGAAAGAAUUCACUCGGUCAUCUGGUUUAAAAGGCCAUGAAAUUAUACAUACUGGUAAAAAGCCAUUUAAAUGCAAAAUUUGUCAGAAAGAAUUUGCUCAGCAAUUUAGUUUAAAACGCCAUGAAAUAAAACAUACUGAUAAAAAACCAUUGAAAUGCAAAAUUUGUCAGAAAGAAUUCUAUCGGUCAUCUAUUUUUAAAAGCCAUGAAAUAAAACAUACUGAUAAAAGACCAUUGAAAUGCAAAAUUUGUCAGAAAGAAUACAAUCAUCCUUCUAGCCUAAAAUGGCAUGAAAUAAUACAUACUGAUAAAAGCCAUUUAAAUGCGAAAUUUGUCAGAAAGAAUUCACUCAGCCAUCUGGUUUAAAAUUGCAUGAAGUUUUACAUUCUGGUAAAAAGCCAUUUAAAUGCAAAAUUUGUCAGAAAGAAUUCACUCAGUCAAGUAGUUUGAAAAACAUGAAAUAAAACAUAUGAAAAUCCAUUGAAGUGGCAAAAUUUACCAAGUCCUCUUACUUAAAAAGCCAUGAAAUAAUUGAUUCUGGUAUAAAAAAAACACAUUUCAAUGUAAAAUUUGUAAACAAAAAAAUUCACUUAUUCCUUUAGCGUAAAAUGCAAUGAAACCAUGUACCUUUAAUUUAUCACACUUUCGAUGGUUUUGCAGAUGCAGCUUGUUAGUGCUAUUGGGCAACAGUUAGCUGGGUCAGACCCAUCUCUUCUCAGUUUAGGUACUUCAUUGAAAUAAUGGUUUGUUUUAGUCUUCAUUGUUCUCUGAUCUGAAAUCAAUGUCUUUCCUUCAUGAUUUUGAAAUUCUGGCAUGUAGUGUUCAGUGGAUGAUUUAUUGGCUACUGAUAAUGUAAGGCAGACCCCCCCCCCCCCCCAUCAGAGUACUAACCAAUACGGACUGGGGAGCUGACAGAGAUACCUUGCUGCUGCUAUAUCGGAGUCUAUUCCAAUCAAAGUUAGAUUAUGGAUCCAUAUUAUUUGGAGCAGUUAGUAAAUCAUACCUAAAAAUGCUGGUGCCCAUACAAAAUGCUGCUCUGUGUCUCUGUCUCAGCACGUUUCCUACAUGACAUGACAAGGAGAACAUACUGUUCAUUGCAUAAAAGAUCCACAAUGCAUUGCACCAAAAGAAACAAAACAUCAGCAUAUUUAAAAAGUAAAUCUUUGGCGUAGAGAGCUAAGUUGUUUAAAUUGGCUUGCAAGCAUUCUCAAAAACUGAAACAUUCAAGAAUACAGAGUUCAAUGUUCAAAUGGAAAUUAAAGAAGAGAUGAUAUUAAAUAAAUAUGAAAAGGAAAUAUCUAAAUUUAAUAAAAUAACUCAAAUCACAGCCAUUGUAAAAAAAAAAUGUGGUGGUCCUUAUUGAAGUUCUGAUGACUUUGAUUUACUCUGUCAAACUAUUAAAGAAAAUAAAUUGUUAAAAGAUUUAAGCAAUUAAAUUAGAUUACACAAACUACUAAACAAAACUACAAAGUUACCUUUGAAAGGUGGUAUUAACCAUUUAAAAGAUCUAUUGAAAAGUAGCUUAUCACAAAAACAACAAAACACUGACUAAUGUGUGUAUGUGUCCGGGCUCAACGUUGUUGCCUUUCUGAUCAUUUCAUUGGAUACUAAUAUGCAUCCAUAAAUUGUUGACUGCUUUAAUUUGUUUAUAAAAUGUGUAUUGCUUUUGAUAUGAUAGAAUAUUUCAGUCUCUAUAGUUGAAAUAUUAAGAUAUUUUAAUUUUUUUAUACAUCUUUAUAAACACUGCUUUGAAAUACUUCUUAGCAUCAAAAAAUAGAGUAACUUUUUUUUUUAAUCAAAGCAUGGACAUCGGUCAACUGUGUGAGCAAAAUAUUAUAACUGUCAUUACAGUUGUUGACAUUGUGCGUCCAAUCGAACUUUGUUCUUUUUUAAUGAAAUAGUAUACCAUGAUGUGUUUUAAUUUAUAUGCAUUGAUAAAUUGUUUUAUAGUAGUGUAUUUGUGAAGAAAUAAAGAUGGCCUACAUUUUGACAUAAAAUA